GCGAAGCAGCUUCUUCCGCUGAGCGUGGCCAGCGUUCAGAAAACACCACCGCUCUCGCCGAGUUGCCACGUGCUACUCGUGGCGGGAAAACGCACGUCGUCGCUGUUGUAUGUGCACGCGUGCUCGCGUCGAAUGGUUAAAUUGAUAGAUAUCGGAAAAGAGGAAUUAAUGAGCACGGCGGAACGAUCCAUACUUCAGUAUUUGCCCUCGGAAUUUCGAGCUUGAACGAACCUCGCUACGCGAGCUGCUAGAGCUGCCGACUUGAAGUGCGGACAGGUUAAAUCCACGGGUUUUCGCACGACAAUAAUUUUGUUAAGAAGAAUGCUGCAGAGCGGAUGCCGUUCCGUCCACAAUGGGACCUACGAGGAAGCCAUAAAAAUGUUGAACAACAAUCUACAAAGCAACGCCGCUUAUCUGCGAUCCGUCGAUGAUCUUGCGAAAAGGAAGCACGACCCGAAUGAUUCCACGAAAUUAAAGGAGACUGAAAAAUAUUUAAUUCGGUCUGGCAUCGAUUUGGACUUGCUGGACACUCUGUCCAUCAUCCAUGUCGCUGGUACCAAGGGUAAGGGUACAACGUGUGCGUUUGCGGAGGCGAUUCUGCGACAGCACGGCUUCACCACGGGUUUCUACAGCUCGCCGCACCUAGUCUCUGUGCGGGAGCGCAUUCAGAUAAAUGGCGAACCCAUCAGCAAGGAGCACUUCGCUGGCUGCUUCUGGACUGUCUACCGACGUCUGGAGGAAGCACGGGAGUCCGAGUCUGACAUGCCGAUGUACUACAAGUUCCUGACGAUUCUCAUGUUCCACGUGUUUCUGGAGGCGAAUGUUGACGUAGCCAUCAUCGAGGUGGGAAUCGGUGGCGAACUGGAUUGCACCAAUAUCGUGCGGAAUCCGGUUUGCGUGGGUAUAACGAGGCUGAGUCUGGAGCAUACUAGUUUACUGGGCAACACUCUGCCGGAGAUCGCUUAUCAGAAGUCGGGGAUCUUCAAGCCGAAUGCGCUGGCUUUCACGGUGCCGCAACUGCAGUCGGCGAUGCGCGUUCUGCAGGAACGAGCCGUGGAAAGGAAGUGCCGCAACCUGGAAGUGGUUUCGGCCCAAAAUUGCACAUUGGUACCCAAUGCCAUCGAAAUAGCUCUGGCGCUUAAAUACGGCGUGCUGUAUCAAAAUGCUUUGCUGGCGAUCAGUCUGGCAUUCGAGUGGAUGAAAGCGCGUCGCGACGAGUCCGUUGCGCAAUUUUAUUACACCGAGAACUUUUACGAUUUUCAAAGCGAUGUCGACGCAUCGCAGAUAAUUUCAUUAGAUAACGUCAUGACAGCGUUGACGGACUGCAAAUGGCCUGGCCGCACGCAAAUUCUCAAGACCAGUGUCGCGGAUUUCUUUCUGGACGGUGCUCACACGUACGAGAGUAUCGUCAAUUGUGUAUCGUGGUUUAAAAGAAACAGCCAGGAAGCAUCCAAUAAGUUCUUGAUAUUUCACACCAGCGGCACCCGGAAUUCCCUGCCAUUCUUAAACCUACUGAAACCCCUGAACUUCGAUAGAGCUUAUUUCACUCCAAAUUACGCCGGCGUGGUCAGCGUGGAGGAUUUAUCGAGUCACAUAGUAAUCGAUGAAGAGACAAGUAAAUGCAGAAAGCACAGCGCGUUCUGGGGCAAUAGUUCAGUAGUGAAGAAUAACGUUGCCGAGGUGAUCAGCGACAUUAAAGAGCAUGUAUCGUCGCGAGGGGACAGUCACGAUAAGAUAGAGAUUCUUGUAACAGGAUCCUUACAUUUGGUUGGCGCGUUACUGACUAUCCUGGACCCUGGCUUAACAAUGCGCAGUGAUUUUUAAUGUAAUAUAAAAUAGGCAUAAAAUUUGACUUGUUAAGAUGCUCGCGUCGAUGUCGAUGUCGAUAUAUCGCUACG
Molecule: messenger RNA, 1898 nt
Organism: Vollenhovia emeryi
Lineage: Eukaryota; Metazoa; Arthropoda; Insecta; Hymenoptera; Formicidae
Gene: Fpgs1
Product: folylpolyglutamate synthase, mitochondrial
Exons: 4
Coding region: 322-1824 (500 amino acids)
Biological process (GO): tetrahydrofolylpolyglutamate biosynthetic process
Cellular component (GO): cytoplasm; cytosol; mitochondrion
Molecular function (GO): ATP binding; tetrahydrofolylpolyglutamate synthase activity
Source: RefSeq, a predicted model, not a curated record